CGUCAGGGCGGAAACACACGAGCAGGCGCGCAAAGGGCAGACCUCGGGGUCCUCGCACGCAUGGCGGCCCUGUGGAGGUGCUCGGCUAGGAGAAGUGGCCUGGUAUCCCUCACGUGUAGUCGGGGCUUAGCAGCCAUUCAUUUUGAUUAUGACUUGAUUGUGAUUGGCGGAGGCUCUGGCGGUCUGGCAUGUGCCAAAGAAGCUGCCCAAUGUGGAAGGAGAGUUGCGGUAUUUGAUUAUGUAGACCCAUCACCCCAAGGAACCAAAUGGGGUAUUGGAGGGACAUGUGUGAAUGUUGGCUGCAUUCCGAAAAAGCUGAUGCAUCAUGCAGCACUGUUAGGAGGUGCCUUGAAAGAUGCCCCCCAUUACGGCUGGCAUAUGCCGCAUCCAGCACAACAUGACUGGAGUAAAAUGGCACAGUCUGUUCAAAAUUAUGUGAAAUCACUGAAUUGGGGCCACCGAGUACAGUUGCAGGACAAGAAAGUGAAAUACUUUAACUUGAGGGCCAGUCUUGUUGAUGAGCACACUGUGCAUGCAGUAGCAAACAAUGGAAAGGAGACAGUAGUGACUGCGAACAACAUAGUCCUGGCAACAGGAGGAAGACCAAAAUAUCCUACACAGAUUCCUGGUGCAUUGGAAUAUGGCAUUACAAGUGAUGAUCUCUUUUGGCUGAAGAAAUCACCUGGGAAAACAUUGGUGGUUGGAGCCAGCUAUGUUUCAUUGGAGUGUGCAGGGUUCUUGACGGGCAUUGGACUGGAGACCAGUGCAAUGGUGAGAAGCAUUCCCCUGAGAGGGUUUGAUCAGCAAAUGGCUACUCUAGUGACAGAUUACAUGGAAUCAUAUGGGACAAGGUUCUUGAGGAAAUGUGUUCCAUCUAGAGUUACAAAGCUGGAGAAUGGGAAGCUUCAGGUAACUUGGAAAAACACAGAUUCUGGUCAAGAAGAAUUGGACACGUUUGACACUGUUCUGUGGGCUGUAGGUCGUGCCCCUGAUACAAAGUCUCUGAAUUUAGACAAGGUUGGUGUCAUUGUUGAACCAGAGUCUGGGAAAAUCAUUGUGGAUGAUUCAGAAGCCACAUCAGUCCCCAAUAUAUAUGCUAUUGGUGACAUCACUGAGGGUCGCCCGGAGCUGACGCCAACAGCCAUUGCUGCUGGAAAGCUUUUGGCGCGUCGCUUGUUCAGGCAUUCCAGUGAACUAAUGGAUUAUGACAGUGUUCCCACCACUGUAUUCACACCUCUGGAAUAUGGGUGCGUAGGUCUGUCUGAAGAAAAAGCCAUAGAAAUACAUGGAGAGGAUGCUAUUGAGGUCUUCCAUGCAUUUUACAAACCUUUGGAGUUUACACUUCCUGGAAGAGAUGCAUCUCAAUGUUAUAUUAAGAUGAUUUGUCUUAAGGGGUCACAGCAAAGAAUUGUGGGUCUUCACUUCAUUGGGCCAAAUGCUGGAGAAGUCAUCCAAGGAUUUGCCCUCGGAAUAAAGUGUGGAGCCACCUAUCCUCAGCUGAUGAGUACAGUGGGCAUACAUCCUACAUGUGCUGAGGAAGUGACCAAACUGCACAUUACAAAACGUUCAGGACUGGACCCCACAGUCACUGGUUGCUGAGGUUAAUUACCAUCUCUGGAAAGGAACCAUCUGUCUGCAUGGAAGCUGGAGAACUAUCAGCAUGUUUCUUGCAUAUACAUGUUACAUUUCCCUGGGAUAGAUACAUUGUAAGAAGCCUUUGCCAGCAGUAAUUUAUAUGUAUUAUAUUCACCACAGAAAACAUUCCUGUUGUCAGAUACUGUAUCAGGUGCCAAGGAGUUAAUAAGACCGAAAUCUUCUGUGAUAUAGUCGAAUACUCCUAACAUCCAGGAGGUGGAACUGCAGACCAGAAGAUGCUGGAGUCACAGUGACAUCAUGUAGCUGUACAUACACAAUGAAGAUAUUUAAAGCAGAAAUAAGUUUUGGUGACUGAACAGUUCCGAAGAAUGCUGUGCAACAACUGUGGCAUUAGACAUGGACAUUCUUACAAUACCAAAGAAUGCCAAGUGCACACUUAAAUAUCUAUAUCUGUAUAUUUAUGGGUAAAUAAUGAUGCUGUGCAUGCUGAUGGGAUCCUGCUCCAUGCAGGCAAUGCUGUGAUGUCUUCUUUCAGAGAUGGUCAAAUUAUCAAAUCUUCUCAAACAGAAACAGAUUAUGAUACUAGAGAAUGACGGGUUGUGUAUAAACUCACUCGCUGAGAUGCACUGGCCAGAGGAUCUGCUGGUUUCUUUGUUUUAUCUGUUUAAUGAUUAAUAAAAAAAAAAUGCUUUUGUCCCAGUA
This is a messenger RNA of Bufo bufo (common toad), 2298 nucleotides long. It is a transcript of the gene TXNRD2, whose product is annotated as thioredoxin reductase 2. The record is from RefSeq and is a predicted model, not a curated record. Gene Ontology annotation, cellular component: cytosol; mitochondrion. Gene Ontology annotation, biological process: cell redox homeostasis; cellular response to oxidative stress; glutathione metabolic process. The transcript is spliced from 18 exons. Bases 61 to 1599 code for a protein of 512 amino acids. Gene Ontology annotation, molecular function: thioredoxin-disulfide reductase (NADPH) activity; glutathione-disulfide reductase (NADPH) activity; flavin adenine dinucleotide binding. NCBI's taxonomy places the organism in Eukaryota, Metazoa, Chordata, Amphibia, Anura, Bufonidae.